This is a messenger RNA of Parnassius mnemosyne (clouded apollo), 1080 nucleotides long. Lineage: Eukaryota; Metazoa; Arthropoda; Insecta; Lepidoptera; Papilionidae. The record is from the annotation of a GenBank genome assembly.
AUGACUACUUUAGAAACAAAUCCAAACUGUCAAAUUAAUGACCCAAAUAAUUCUUUUUUAAUGGAACUUGAGUCAUCAUUGCGUUUGCCGCUAGAUGGUUCUAUGCGAAUUAUAUUUACUGGACAUUAUAAUGGCUUUGGUAUAGAGAUUAGGUCUGUUGAUGAAGUAACCCUAUUAUACCACAUGGGAUGCUUUGGCAAGGGGUCAUCAUCACGAUCUAAGCCCAAAAUAGCACAGAAUAAUCCUGUAAUAAUGAGAAAAAGACAGUUUCUUAAAAGAAUCUCCUGGUAUAAAAAGCAUUAUGGCAUUUGCAAGGAAAGUAUAAGUUCUGAUUUAUUUCUUAAAGAUAUUGAUAGACUAAAUUCCAAAAUAAAAAGUGAUGCAGAAAAAUGUUUACAAGCAGAUGUGAUUGACUUGGUAUCUAGUGAUGAAAAUGGAAUUGAUGAUGGCGAUGAUCCCGAUACAACUUUCUCAUAUAAUACCUUUCACAGUCAUGAUAAAGAAGAUAUUGUAGUCAUAGUGCCAAAUAGUGAUUCUGAAGAUGAUGAUUACUUUGCAAAUUUAAAGCCAAAAUGUUGUAUAAACAAAAUUAAAUUGCCAGAAAAGCUUAUGCUGACAACACAAGAAAGCUUUUUUUUGUUAUAUGGCCUUGGAUGUUUACAAAUCUUCGGCCUUGAUAACAAUGCUCUAAGUAUAGAACAGUGUUGGGAGUUAUUCACUAAAAAUGAUAAAUACUUUAUAGAAAAAUAUGUUGUGUACCACUAUUUUAGAUCUAAAGGGUACAUAGUGAAGUCUGGUAUUAAAUUUGGGGGUGAAUAUCUUUUGUACAAAGAAGGCCCUGGAAUAAACCAUGCAGACUUCAUUGUUUUAAUAAAAUAUUCUAAUGAAAAAUAUGACUGCAUUACAAUGUUAGGUCAUGUUAGAGUGGCUUCAACAACAGUAAAGGAAGUGUUAAUUGCGGAAGUUAUUAAGCCUACCACGUGUUCCCAGAUACAGCUACAAGAUUUGAGUGAUUAUAGUGUACGGGAGCUAUUAGUGUCAAGAAACAUUCCAAUAACAAUAAAUGAUGAUAUUGAGUAA